GAAGUGGCUGGAGAAACCGUAGAAGAAGAAGCAGCAAAGGGACUAAAGAGGAGCUUUUUCUGGAGCAUGGCAGAUGUGGAGCAGCUGGCAGCGGUGGGCCGGGUUCUGGUGGACCCCGGAGUGGAUCUGACCCGGCGCUUCAGAGCCCUGUUCACCCUCAGGAACCUCGGAGGUGCUGAAGCCAUCGACUGGAUCGGCCAGGCGUUCAGCGAUGACUCUGCGCUGCUGAAGCACGAGCUGGCGUACUGCCUGGGACAGAUGCAGGACCGGCGGGCCAUCCCCACCCUGACCCGCGUCCUCAGAGACGAGAAGCAGGAGCCCAUGGUCCGGCAUGAAGCAGGUGAAGCUCUGGGGGCGAUCGGGGAUCUUUCAGUUCUGGACCUGCUGAAGGAGUUCAGUCAGGAUCCAGUCGUAGAGGUUGCAGAAACGUGUGAGCUGGCCGUGCGGCGGCUGGAGUGGCUGCAGAGCGGCGGAGAGAAGCAGCUGGAGGACGGAAGUGCAGACCAGAACCCGUACUGCUCCGUGGACCCGGCUCCGCCGGCGCCGAGGAAGAGCGUCCCAGAACUGCGCUGCUCCCUCCUCGACGAGAGUCUGCCGCUGUUUGAGCGGUACCGGGCCAUGUUUGCUCUGAGGAACCUGGGCAGCGCGGAGGCAGCGGUCGCCCUGGGAGACGGCCUGCAGUGCUCCAGUGCUCUUUUCCGCCACGAGAUCGGCUACGUCCUGGGUCAGAUGCAGCACCCGGCCGCCAUCCCGGCGCUGCGUGCGGCUCUGCAGCGCUCCGAGGAGAACCCCAUGGUCCGGCACGAAGCCGCGGAAGCUCUGGGCUCCAUCGGCCAGAAGGAGUGUCUGGACGUGCUGCAGCAGUACCGGGGGGAUGAGGAACGGAUCGUCAAGGAGAGCUGUGACGUGGCUCUGGACAUGCUGGAGUAUGAAAACAGUGAGCAGUUCCAGUACGCAGACGGACUGGUGCGGUUGAAGGCCUGAACGCAGCAAACCAACAACGUUACAGGGAGCGAGAGGGGAAACCCCCAAAUAAUGAAAAAGAAAACAUGUGAACAUGCAUGUUGGUAUGGAGGAUUUUUUUGUGCCAAAAUUAAAUAAAUAAAUACAUAAUUAAUUAAUUAAAAUUAGAAUUAAAUAUGUAAUUAAUUAAAAUACAAUUUCACGAUUAUACAUUUCAUGAUUCACACACAAAAUCAUUAAGUGUCAUUAAUUAAUU
Molecule: messenger RNA, 1219 nt
Organism: Cololabis saira (Pacific saury)
Lineage: Eukaryota; Metazoa; Chordata; Actinopteri; Beloniformes; Belonidae
Gene: dohh
Product: deoxyhypusine hydroxylase/monooxygenase
Exons: 6
Coding region: 67-984 (305 amino acids)
Biological process (GO): peptidyl-hypusine biosynthetic process
Molecular function (GO): deoxyhypusine monooxygenase activity
Source: RefSeq, a predicted model, not a curated record